GCUUCAGUUCGCCCCCAACGCACGCCUCCCGCUUUUGAAAUCAGAUCGAUCUCUUUCUCUCGCGCUCGUUGGCCGGAAAUGGCGAAGGUGCUCCAAGGGCAGAGCUUGCCGGCCGACGUGGUGCAGUUAAUCGAGCAGCUGGAGCGGCACUGCCUUGCCGCCGAUGGCUCCCUUGUCUCCAAGUCAUCCCACUCCGACCUUCAGCUCGCCAGGGAGGAGAUGUCCAGAGAAAGAACCCGCUAUUUGGAAGCCAUGGCGGUUUACUGUGAAGCAUUAGCAAUGGUUGAAGAAUAUCAGCAAUCCAUGUCUUCUGCGAAUCUUGGGAGUGGCAGAGAUUACUCUCAACAAGGGCUUAAGUGCUCCUCUCAGGUAUAUGAGGCUCUGGAGCAUCGCCUGGUUGUUGCUGAGGCGGCUCAAAGAUUGAGACUACCACUUAUUUCUAAAGAUGGCGAAAUUCAUGAAGAAGAAAUAGAGAAAUGGAGUACGAUGUCGAGCUCUCUUGAUAGUAGUAUCACACUCAGCUCGAGCUCCAACUCGACCAGUUAUGUAAAUAGUAAUGCCAGUAUGCUAAGUGGUGCUCCUUCGGCUAACAAUUCUGAUGUUGUUGAACUUGGUGUUGGCGGUGUACCCAAUUGUUUUCUGGGAAUAACGUCUAGUUAUUUAUGGCAAGUACAGCAACAACAACCCGCUCUGGAUGUGGACAUGAUAGAGUAUCAGAGGUCUGUUGUCCGGGAGAUUGAGUCUCGAUUAGAAGCAAAAUGUGACACAUUGGCUGAUGUAUUUGCAAUGGAUGAAAUUGAUUCAUCUUCAAUUAGUCAUAUAUCAACUGCUCGACUUCCAGAAAGGGUAAAAUUAAUCAUUGAAGAGAUCGAAAGGGAAGAGGCAGUUUUGCUUGAGGAUCUCAAUUCAAUGGAUAGAAAAUUUGCUGAACACUAUAAUGUUCUUGAGCAAAUCCUUGGGGUGCUGAUCAAGUUUGUAAAGGAUCUAAAACUGCAGCACCAGCAUGAAUUUGAUAAGUUGAGGAAAACCUGGCUUUGCAAACGGUGUCAAACAAUGAAUGCCAAACUAAGGGUUCUGGAGCAUCUUCUCUUGCGUGAUACUUACACCAAAGAUUCUGUACCUGCUUUGCAUAGAAUACGCAAGUACCUUGUGGAGGCUACAGAAGAAGCAUCUAUUGCUUACAACAAGGCUGUUACACGUCUCCGAGAGUAUCACGGUGUUGACCCACAUUUUGAUACCAUUGCGAGACAAUACCAUGAUAUUGUAAAGAAAUUGGAGGGCAUGCAAUGGACAAUCCAUCAAGUUGAAAUGGAUCUCAAACGCUCUCUCAAUCAUUCUGUUUCUUAAGUUUUUGUAUCUAGUCUAGUUGGCUGCAUAAUAUCUCAUUCCACUCACCGUAUUUGAGGCAAAUUUCUUUUACUGCAUCAGGGCAGACAAGUUUCUCUUCAAUCUACCCUUAUGUUUGUGUCACCCAUUUCUGAGUCUGAUCGCAUUUCAGAAUACAUUGGAGUGUUCUGUUCAUAGAAUAUUUAGAAGCAUCUCUGGUUUGUAUUAAAAACUAGUGUUGUUUUCAGUUGUAUGAGCUUGUUGUUUGUGAAGAAAUGGACUCAUUGAUCAAACAAACAGACCAAACAGGCAAUGGUGACGAUGAAGAUCAACCGUCUCUGAGAAAGAUGGUAUUCAAUUAAAGUUGGCAGAUGGGUGUUACUUUGAAGAAAAUUGUUUGUGAUAGACUGAGAUUAACGUAUAAGUUGUUGGGUUUCUUCUGUAGAUAUUGUGGAUUAUUGUGGUGAAAUUUGUUUUAUUUUAUUUUAUUUUUAUUUUUGAUUCACCAGGUGUGGCACUAAGAGCUUUAUAGAGAAGAUAGGAUGUUUGAAUUUGAAA
This is a messenger RNA of Dioscorea cayenensis subsp. rotundata (Guinea yam), 1884 nucleotides long. RefSeq names its product AUGMIN subunit 4. NCBI's taxonomy places the organism in Eukaryota, Viridiplantae, Streptophyta, Magnoliopsida, Dioscoreales, Dioscoreaceae. The record is from RefSeq and is a predicted model, not a curated record. Gene Ontology annotation, biological process: spindle assembly. The transcript has 13 exons. Gene Ontology annotation, molecular function: microtubule minus-end binding. Gene Ontology annotation, cellular component: HAUS complex. Bases 79 to 1347 code for a protein of 422 amino acids.